UUCAGUGUUGGUUUAGUGCGCAUGCGCAAUCUCUGUGAGAGAAACAACUCCAGUGCGACAUGACUCGGUUCACUUACAGCAAACUAUCUCAUUUUCUGAAGACCUACAGCAGCAGACCUCCGUCUUUCAGAACAGCAGCUGAGGUCAAAGCUGGGACUUGUUGCUGCAUGCAGCUGAAACGGUUUCAGUCAUCCGACAGCAGAGCGCUUCAGGACAGGCAGAAGCAGCAGAUGGCCAGAAGCCUUCCCAAGCAGAAGCCAGUUGCUGGAGUCAAGCAAGUCAUCGUCGUUGCGUCAGGGAAAGGCGGCGUGGGGAAGUCCACCACUGCAGUGAAUUUGGCUCUCGCAAUAAUGGCUAAUGAUGCGUCCAGGUCGGUCGGUCUGUUGGACGCAGACGUGUACGGUCCAUCCAUCCCCAAACUGAUGAACCUGACAGGAAACCCGCAGCUCACUGACAACAAUCUAAUGAUCCCCCUGACCAACUAUGGGGUCCCCUGCAUGUCCAUGGGCUUCCUGGUGGAGGACACGGCGCCGAUUGUGUGGAGGGGGCUGAUGGUGAUGUCAGCUAUAGAGCGGCUGCUCAGACAGGUGCACUGGGGUUCUCUGGACUACCUGGUGGUGGACAUGCCUCCUGGGACAGGUGAUGUCCAGCUGUCCAUCACCCAGAACAUUCCAGUCGCAGGGGCCAUCAUUGUGUCCACACCCCAAGACAUCGCUCUGCUGGACGCCCGCAGAGGAGCUGAGAUGUUCAAGAAAGUGAACGUGCCGGUUCUUGGUCUGGUGGAGAACAUGAGUGUCUUCCAGUGCCCGAACUGUAACCAUCAGACCCACAUCUUCGGCUCGGAGGGGGCCCGGCGCCUCGCUGAAACUCUGGGAGUCACCUUCCUGGGUGACAUUCCUCUUCACCUGAACAUCAGACAGACGUCGGACAUCGGCCAGCCGGUGGUGGUCUCUGCUCCCGACAGCUCCGAGGCGAAGGCAUAUCGGAAGGUGGCGUCUGCGGUUCUAAAGAGAUUGCAGGAAGUCAGCUGAUCGACUGAGAAAUUAUUAUACAUCAAAUGCUUGACAAAGUCUCCGUCUGUCCACGCUGACUCACUGAACCAUGGUCAAUGAAGCUCUAAUGUCCUUCUCCAAGGAAGGCGUUUUAACAGAAGUGAAAAACAGAAAUGACAGUUUUGCUUUAGCCAAUUGCUAUUUUAUUCAGUAAAAAAAAACAUUCAAUAAUUAAUUCAAUCUCUUCUAGAAAGAAGUAAACAAAGUAAAGACUAAAUCUUGUUGUCAUGACAGCAGCUCUGUUUUCCUGCUGACUUGUUGAUGUUCUGGAGCUCAGUGGACUCUUUCCUCUGGAGUUGGUUUUUGUGUUCAUGUUCAGUGGGCCCCCCCUCAUGGUUCUGAUGCUCCGCCAGAUCCUGUUUGUCAGUUUAUUACUUGUGAUUUCUUUUAUUUCAGGAUGUCUGGUUUGAUAUGGUUAGUUUUAAUGUAUUUAUUAAAGAGUUCUGUUUUCUACAACUCCUCCUUUGGUCUCCUGCUUUUAGGAGACUUUGUUUUUGUCUUGGCGCUGAGGAUGGAGCGUUCCUUAAUGGGAUUCCUGACCCGCAGAGAAUGAAGAACAUGAUUAAAGAAGGUGCUGUGUAGAUAAAAGACACUCACUCUCCUGCUUAUUUAGAGAAGGUUUGUUUGAAAAGCAAGAAAAUAGUUUUACAAACACUAAAAUAAAACUGGUGCUUUGGGUGUUUAAUAUGUUCUUGUGACAUUUUUCUGAUAAUUAAGGACAUAAAGAAAAUUGAGGUUAAAAUUGAA
Oryzias melastigma (Indian medaka) is the source of this 1799-nucleotide messenger RNA. It is a transcript of the gene nubpl, whose product is annotated as nucleotide binding protein-like. Gene Ontology annotation, cellular component: mitochondrion. The transcript is spliced from 11 exons. Gene Ontology annotation, biological process: mitochondrial respiratory chain complex I assembly; iron-sulfur cluster assembly. Bases 60 to 1031 code for a protein of 323 amino acids. Lineage: Eukaryota; Metazoa; Chordata; Actinopteri; Beloniformes; Adrianichthyidae. The record is from RefSeq and is a predicted model, not a curated record. Gene Ontology annotation, molecular function: ATP-dependent FeS chaperone activity; ATP binding; 4 iron, 4 sulfur cluster binding.